This is a messenger RNA of Panicum hallii, 1510 nucleotides long. Its product is annotated as protein KTI12 homolog. The coding region runs from base 370 to 1275 and encodes 301 amino acids. The transcript has 10 exons. Lineage: Eukaryota; Viridiplantae; Streptophyta; Magnoliopsida; Poales; Poaceae. The record is from RefSeq and is a predicted model, not a curated record.
CGCGUGCCCUUCUCCCUGACCCCGACCUCCUCCUCUCCGUGCGCCGCCCCUGCCCUCUCCCGCCGCCGCCACUGCUCCGCAGGCGCCGUCGCCCCUGCCCUCCCCUGCCUGCCUCCAGAUCAGCGCCGUCCUUCCCUCCCCUGACGUCGCCUCCCUCCGGAUCCGCGCCGUCCUGCUCUCCCACUGUCUCCGGAGCCGCGCCGUCGCCCCUGCAGUGCACCUGACGCCGGCUGGCUCUCCUGCCUCCCCUUUUGGCAGCUGUAACUCCGCGCCGGGGACUCGCUGCUCGUGCUCGGCGUGCUCUACUCCAUCACCCAUCCGAAAAAGCGAGGACCAGAUAAGCGGAAUCAAAAAGGGCCUACAUCUUCCAUGGCACUCGUCGUGAUGUGUGGGCAGCCAUGCAGUGGCAAAUCAGCAGCUGCUGCUUGCCUUGCUGCUGCACUGCGAACCUCCUCAACAGACCUUAUUGUCCGUAUCAUUGAUGAGUCAUCACUCCAUCUUGGACGCAAUGAUAGCUACAAAGAUAUGGUCGUGGAAAAAAACUUGAGAGGAGUUCUUAGAUCAGAAGUUGACAGAUCAGUGUCACGAGACAGCAUAAUUAUUGUGGACUCUUUGAACAAUAUUAAGGGGUACCGAUAUGAGCUGUGGUGUCUUGCACGUGCAUCUGGAGUAAGAUAUUGCGUGCUUUUUUGUGAUACAGAAGUGGACCAUUGUAGGGAAUGGAACUGCAACCGCCAGGAGAAAGGAGAACCAGCAUACGAUAGUAAUAUAUUCGAGGAUCUUGUGAGGAGGUUUGAGAAACCAGAUAGGCAUAAUCGUUGGGAUUCCCCUCUUUUUGAAUUGUUUCCAUCCAGAGAUGAAAUAGUGGAAUUAGCUCCUGUCAUUGCCGAGGCUGUGUCGUAUUUGACAAAGAAGGUGGAUUCAAAAACAAGAGAUGUAAAAGUUCUCCAACCUACAAUUGCCACUCAGACUGUGAGAACAACAGAGGCUAAUUCCCUCUAUGAGAUGGACAAAGCAACACAGGAAGUGGUGAAUGCAAUUGUUGAAGCACAAUCCUGUGGUCUUGGGCUUGCCAUGAACAAGAUUUCUAUUGGACCUAACUUGCCAACUAUCAAUCUUCAAAGAUCUGUUGGCCUGCCUCAGCUCCGAAGCCUGCGCCGAACUUUCAUUAAGCUGGCAGGGCAGUACAGCCUGAGUGGCCCACCACCGCCGACUGAUGCCGAUAGUGCAAAGAGGAUGUUUGUUGACUACUUAAACCGUGAAGUUGGUGCUUGAUGGGUUUUCCUCUUUGAUGCAUAAAUAAUUUGGGCAUAUACUUUUAGUGGCGUUGAAAAGACUGCCUGCCCUCAUUGUAUCUUGGGUAUAGGAUUUCAUAAAUGCUGACAUCAGGCAGGAAUUCUUGUACCUUGUGUAACCCACAAAAUUCUAGGGAAACCGAACUUUGAAAAUCUACUGGUUCAAAUGUGGACUGUGUAUAUAUGGCAGUCAUCUCUCAAGGUUUUCUCCUCCA